This is a messenger RNA of Acanthopagrus latus (yellowfin seabream), 929 nucleotides long. It is a transcript of the gene cep19, whose product is annotated as centrosomal protein 19. Gene Ontology annotation, biological process: microtubule anchoring at centrosome; trans-Golgi to periciliary membrane compartment transport. The transcript is spliced from 2 exons. Bases 195 to 671 code for a protein of 158 amino acids. The record is from RefSeq and is a predicted model, not a curated record. Lineage: Eukaryota; Metazoa; Chordata; Actinopteri; Spariformes; Sparidae. Gene Ontology annotation, cellular component: spindle pole; ciliary basal body; centrosome.
GAGGUCCGCCACCAAGGUAACGUCCAGGAAGCUACUCUUCACAUCAGCUCCUAUGCUCACAGCCAGUUACUUAAUUCAGGCUAAAUUUCCCAACGUCCGUAUAUAAAAUACAUUAAAUAUUGUGGUCAUAAAUGAUGUAGUCUUUUAUCUCAGAACUCCAAGUGAAAUAGUUUUGCUGCAGACAGAAACAGAGGAUGAGUUUCGAGGCAAAACGAUGUGGAGUGCAGUUCAGUCCUCCCUCUGUAGUGUUAAUUUAUGAAGACAAGGAAACCAAAAGGGUCCGAAAAAGAAUAAUACCUGUGAGGAACUUCUCCAAAUAUUCUGACCACAGCAUGGCCGCUGAAAGGCUGAAGAACCACCCUCGUCACAGGGACUACCUGGAGGGUGUGUCCCAGAGCCAGCUGGAGAAGCUUCACAUCAUCCUGCGAGAUCACAUGCAGGGCUUGAGCUUGGAGGAAAGCCUGACCUCAUUCCGCCUGGACCCUGAUGAAGACCUGAACAAACUAGACGAUGAGAAGCUGGCUCGCAAGAAGGGCCAAAUGGACGAAAUGUUUGAGAGAAACCGGAGGCGCAAAGACGAUCCCGACUUUGUUUACAACGUGGAGAAGGAUUUCACCAAGACGACUCAGGAAAAGUGCAGCUGGGAUGAGGAGUCCGAUGAUGGAUUUUAACACUGUUCUCUGACCUUUCAGAGUGGAAUUUGCAGAUCACGUGACAUGCUGAUGUUGUAUGAGAUAACAAGGGGAUCAGACAGCUGACCUUUGCUACAAUGAUACAUGUCUAUCUCAACUUAUACACAGAUGCUGAAUAGCUCAUUUGAGGGAAUAUCUUCCUGAGUGAUGUAAGGAAUACACACUUGUUUGCCUGUUGAUUGGGUACACAGUCUAAAGUUUUUUGCAAUAAAUUCUACCUUCAUGAAGCUGUUAAUA